This is a messenger RNA of Carassius carassius (crucian carp), 1053 nucleotides long. RefSeq lists its product as uncharacterized. The record is from RefSeq and is a predicted model, not a curated record. Gene Ontology annotation, molecular function: nucleic acid binding. Gene Ontology annotation, biological process: positive regulation of T cell proliferation; immune response; T cell costimulation. Bases 1 to 1023 code for a protein of 340 amino acids. Lineage: Eukaryota; Metazoa; Chordata; Actinopteri; Cypriniformes; Cyprinidae. The transcript has 3 exons. Gene Ontology annotation, cellular component: external side of plasma membrane.
AUGGCUUUGGAUGUUGAGAGAAAAGUCAAACCAUGUGGCAGGUGCAUACGAAGGAAGGCGCUGCCUGAGAGAGCUGCACCUUUGGUAGACAUUAACACCACCAAACCCCUUGAGCUCCUCUGUAUGGACUUCCUCUCUCUUGAACCUGACAAAAGUGGGACCAAAGACAUACUUGUGAUUACAGAUCACUUUACAAAGUUUGCAGUUGCCAUGCCAACACCUAACCAAAAGGCGCACACAGUGGCAAAGUGUCUGUGGGAGAACUUUAUGGUGCACUAUGGAACCCCAGAAAAGUUACACAGUGAUGAGGGACCUGAUUUCGAGUCCUACACGAUAAAAGAAAAACCCCAUACCACCCUAGGGGCAACCACCAGGAAUGAGGUGACAGGAUUCACAUCAUAUGAACUGAUGUUCAGACGUCAGCCUCGUCUGCCAGUUGAUUUGGCGUUUGGAUUGCCAGUGCAAGGGGUGUCUCUGCAGGUCACAGGUGAUCUUGGUGGCUCUGUUCUCCUGGCGUGUUCUUCUGCUGAACCUGAUCAAGACACUGAAGUGCAUUGGAGACAGAAUGGUAACAAGAAUGUGUUUGAUAUAAUCAAGGGUACAGAAUCAGUAGAGCAACAGGAUCCACGAUACAAGAACAGAGUUGAAUCUUUCCCUGAAGAGUAUGUGAGAGGAAACUUCUCCAUCAAGCUCAACAAACUUCAAGUCAUUGAUGCAGGAAGAUACACCUGUUUCAUCUCACACUCAUCUGAACAUAAGACUGUGGAGCUGAUCAUCAAAGAGUCAACAGCAGAAAAUGGAACCAAAUCGGCAGCAACAGACAAUGUUACUAAAUUACCUACUGAAGAACCCAAAACAGAUGUGGUGACACCAUUGACUUUGAUCUGGGUUUCCAUCAUAGUAGUUUUAUUAGUAAUGCUUAUAGCCGGUUGUAUAGCCAUUAUCAUUGGCUAUAGGAAAAAAAUUCAAUCUGCCUUAUUCUCUCCUGUCAUGACUGAAGAUAAAGAACCUCGGCAGAUAUAAAUGUGUAAAUGUUUCAAAAGUAAUUGUUAC